This is a messenger RNA of Oryzias latipes (Japanese medaka), 5760 nucleotides long. RefSeq names its product homeobox B3a (gene hoxb3a). Gene Ontology annotation, cellular component: nucleus. Lineage: Eukaryota; Metazoa; Chordata; Actinopteri; Beloniformes; Adrianichthyidae. The record is from RefSeq and is a predicted model, not a curated record. Gene Ontology annotation, biological process: regulation of transcription by RNA polymerase II; anterior/posterior pattern specification; embryonic skeletal system morphogenesis. Gene Ontology annotation, molecular function: DNA-binding transcription factor activity, RNA polymerase II-specific; RNA polymerase II cis-regulatory region sequence-specific DNA binding.
AACAAUAUGUUGCUUUGGUGCAGCUGCCUGCAGCUGUCUGCGCCUUGCGGUGGGGAUCCGCAGGCCGUAAAAUGUUUGCCGCAUUGCGAAACCGUGUGUGCUCACGGCGUGCGGCUGCAGCAGCAUGGAUGCUGCUCCUCCUGCCUGCGGUGUCUCUGCUUCUCGUCGUUCCAUCCAGAAGGAACUUUCAAAGCUGUAGAUGCCUCACAUUGUUUCAAAUCCUGGAUCCUGAAAUGAGAGGAUCAUUUCCUCUCUGGGCGCAGGGCUGCACCCAUCUCGGCCAUCUUUCCUGCUCUCAGCUUCAUGAAAGCCUGUGUUCGCUCAUCUGCCCUGCAGCCACACAGUGCAGUGAUGGCGGGGACACUUUCACAAAGCGCGCUCUUUUGGUGGCUAAGAUGGGAACAUUGUGCUUACAUUCCUCCUCUGACAUUAUUGAUGUUAAAAAAAUCACAACUUUGACUUUCUGACUUUCUCUUUUGCUUCUACGUGAUGCACAGAAAAAGAAAUGAUCAGAUCUGUCUUCUCUGUGAAAUGGUGGAUUGAGAAAAAGGCAAGCAAAACAGAAAUCUCGAUCUCUUUUCUUUGUUUUGAUCUUGUUGAAGAGUAGAAGACGAAGAACAUGGCGGCGCAGAGGGUGAAGAAGACAGAGCAGCUCUCUUCCAGCUGCACUCUAUGAAGAAAUGUAAUAAAUUCCUUGUUGUUUUAUGAAAAUUUACAACUUUGUGAUACAAGUUUAUGAGUGGCCGCGCGUGGGGAUUGGACGAGGGGUUGGUCAUGUGGACGCGCUUAACGUGAACAUGAACUUUUUAUGAUUUCCCAAGUGGGUAUAUUGCUGCUGCGCGGCUCUCCGGCCCGAACAGCCGCCUGUAGUCCUGCUGCUCUGCCGAGGCUCGCGGAGCUUUUCCGCGGGGAGAAAACUGACGCCAGCUGGACGGGAAGCGCGCUUAUCACGAGAGGAGCGACUGUGGAUACCGAGAGGAGCCGCCGUUUCCUGCUCCUCUUCUUCCGCCUGCUCUUCAUCCUCCGCUGGGGCUCGACGCGCCUCUGCUCGUUGGGACAGCGGUGGGGGAGAGGAGGGGUUGAAGAAGAACGCCUCCGCGUGGAGGAGCGACACCGGAGAUUACAUCGAUUAUCUUGCUUUCACUUUAUUUAUUUUUUUCCUGUUCCCUCUUUGUCGCGACAAGAACGAAGCGGAGGCCAGUGACGCACCUAUGAAGAUGGCAGCAGCUUUAACGCAUCGUGGGUGCAGCUCUUUCUCGCGGCUCUCGUGGUGCGCUGCAGGUGUGUUCAUCCCCGGAUGCGCUGUCCUCACACGCCCCUCACUGGAGGCCCUCAUGGCCGGAGAGAAGGGGGGGUCGAAGGAGCAGAGACCGAAGAAAAGGAAGACGUCUUGGAAGACACUUGAGGACACAUCCCCACCCCAACCCGCCCCCCUCCGUUACACAAAUCAUCCCCUCACACGCACGCAUACACGCACGCACACACCUCCCCAUCCAAACCAUUUUCUCCGUCCCGCAAGUGUCCCACCACCAGAAACAGAAACUUUGCCCCCUCUGUGGGAAGAACUUCAAUGAAACUCCGGCACAGCAGCGACGGAGUGGCGGGCAGGACGAUGACGCGCCUCACAGCGGUCCCGUUCCGAGGUCAGAUUGCAGGGGACCGUUGGAAAGACACCGUCACGUGACCUCCGGUACCAAAUGGUCUUCCGGCAGCGGGUUUCAGUAAGGACCGGAGCCCCAGAAGACGCCGCCGCCUCCUCCAGACAUGCAGAAGACAACCUACUACGACAACUCCUCCGCGCUCUUCGGCGGCUACUCGUCCUACCAGGUGCAGGGGGCGGCAGCGGCGGCAGCAGCCGCCGUCAACGGAUUCGGGAACUACGAUGCACCGGUCCCGGUGUCCCACCACCAGCCCGCCUUCCAGUCGGCGACCCACCUGGACGUGGACUCGUACCAGCCCUCUGCGUGCUCCUUGCAGGCUCUGGGCAGCGGCGGGGGCCUGCAGCAGCAGCUGACCAAGACCAAGGAGCUGAACGGCAGCUGCAUGAGGCCCAGCCUGCCGCCUGAGCACCUCCCCGCCUCCCAGGUGUCCCCCCCGCUGCCCCCCAACCCCAGCAACGGCAGUGCCGCCGCGCAGCAGCCGGGGGGCAGUGCCGGCUCCUCCACAGUCUCCAAGUCAGGCCCCAAUAAGUCAUCCAACUCUUCCUCGUCCACAUCAUCGUCAUCCUCCUCCUCCUCCUCCUCACUGCCGCCCAACCCCACGCUGGCCAAGCAGAUCUUCCCCUGGAUGAAAGAGUGUCGGCAAACGACCAAGCAGAAAAAUUGUUCACCCAGCAACAACUCUGGCAACGUGUCGGGAGGAGCAGAGAGCGGCAGCAGUGGAGAGAAGAGUCCCACCAGCGGCUCGUCGGCCUCCUCUAAACGGGCUCGGACGGCGUACACCAGCGCCCAGCUGGUGGAGCUGGAGAAGGAGUUCCACUUUAACCGGUACCUGUGUCGGCCCCGGCGCGUGGAGAUGGCCAACCUGCUCAACUUGUCCGAACGGCAGAUCAAGAUUUGGUUUCAGAAUCGACGCAUGAAGUACAAGAAGGACCAGAAGUCCAAGGGCUUGAGCUCCAGCUCUGGAGGGCCGUCACCCACAGGCUCCCCCCCUCUGCCUAUGCAGUCAUCUGCCAGCUUCCUAAACUCCAUGCACCCCAUGGGAGGAGGGGGCGGAGCAGGAGGCCCAGCCUAUGACACUCCUUCACCACCAUCUUUUGGAAAACUCCACCAAGGAGUGUCUUAUUCAAUGUCCACUGCCUAUUCUAAUGUUCCAAUGAAGAGCUGCCCCCCUCAGAAAUACGGUGCCCCAGACCCAGAUUAUGGCGACCCCCAUUCCCACCACAGCCUGGUGCAGGCCAACAACACUGGUUAUGGGACACCAACUAACAUACAGGCCAGUCCAGUUUACGUUGGGGGCAGCGGCUACGUGGAACCCAUGGCUGGGUCGGGGCCCUCCAUGUACGGGCUAAACCACCUCGGACCCACGCCGCCCCACCACCAAACCAUGGACUACAACGGCGCGGGGCCCAUGUCAGCCUCCAACCAGCACCACGUGGGUGGAGGGGUGCCUCAGGGUCCCUGCGACCCCCCCACACACCCGACCUACACCGAGCUGUCGGCGCACCACACCUCUCAGGGCAGAAUCCAGGAAGCACCCAAGCUCACCCACCUGUAGCAGGUUUGGAACAAAAUGACAAUGCAGGAACUAGUGAAGACUCCACAAACGAGUAGCACCACGUGUCUCACUAACAAACUAGCUGACGUGUGGGGCCUCUACUGCUGCAAGGGGACAGCAGGAGACACAAAAGGAGACAGUCAGGCCCAUCCAGUGGUUUGCUAUCUGCUCUACACCCACAAAGAGCAAAAAUCAGUGUUAAAAUCACGGUUCUGCGUCGAAUCAUCGUGUAGCUACCCCAACGCCCAUUAGCGUGUGUGCUAGCCUGAAGUUCAAGAAUGCCUCAGGCUGCACCCAGGCAAAGGAGAGAGGGUAGCGUCACUACGUCUGCCGGGUGCUGCAUCAGCUACAGCUACAGCUGAAAAGCCCGCACUGCCAGAAUAGCUUCUGGAAACAUUUUGGUCCAACGCAGAACCAUUCCAAUAAACCUAAAUGUUUCUCCUCCUCCAACCUGCUUUAACUGCCGUCGUCCGAGCGGCUCUGAGCAUCAAAGUACAAUGAGAUAUGACUUCACAUCAGUCGUAGUGGCCAAGAAAAUGUAGAAUGAAACAUGCAAAUUACAAUAACAACAACAAUAUUUAGCAUUUCCGUUCGAUAUUUUACAUGAAAUGUUGGCUCACUGGGCUUUUACUAAGCUCUUAAGCCCUUUUAAAACUCUUUUUAAUUAACCCUCCUCCUUUAAAGUAUUUGACGUGGUGAGGAGUUUUGUAUGCAUGAAUAGGGUGCAUGAAUAGUGACAAGAUUUGACAGAUGCUAGUUUUACGAAUGCAGAAAUUUAUCUGAAACAUCUCAAAGAAAUUGGAAGUAAAUGAUGUUUAAGUCAAUCAAGAGCUAUCUUUUCUACAGUCUAAUGAAAUCUCAUGGUUCCCAUGGAAGUAUGAUGCUGCUGAGUUCUCUUUUAGAUGAUUUUUUAAGGGCUGGGGGCAAACUGCAAGAGUAGGAGCAAGGAUGUAGUAAAAAAGUCAGUAAUGACCCUCUUAGAGAUAUUAUGUGGUUUAAAAUUGUUCUUUGAUGGCAAAUUCUGCCCCCAAGACCCUCGUAUGCACACAGCUCUCCUGCCUGGUAGAUGAAAUAGUUGAGAUUUUAAUGGGCAGUUAAGGAGGUGGUUGUAUUUAUUAUGCCGGGUUUUCUCCCCCUGCAGGCAACACAUGUUGUUGUCAGCAGAGCUGAGCUGUGUGCUGGGCUCAGGCCCUCCAUCAGCUGGAGAGCGACAGAGAAAUGCAACGCUGCUCCACAAAAGCACAGAGAAAAACCACUGGACGGCCUCCCACUCGCUGUCUACUCUUUUUUGCUUCCUGCAGUACCCGUCUGUGUCUGUCUGUCUGUCUGUGUGGAUCGAACCAUCACUAACCCCGUGUCUCCUGUCCACCCGUCCAACACUCACCGCGAGCUCCCCCAUCACUGUAACAGGGUUUUAUAGGCUUAACUCUCAGUCAUGCCUACAUGCAACAUUAAGCUCACUUCCUUUCACAAGCAGAGUUGCCAGCUGUUGACGUGUUCAAACAAACCUGUGAGAGGACAUGCAAGGCGCAUUUUAGUGUCCUUACCUUUGGCACAUCAUCGACACAGGGUAAAUACCAAGAGUUGAGAGAACUAUUUAUUUAUGUUUAUGUAAGCCAUCCUCCCGGGCUCCCCUCCAUGUCUUUGUCACACUCUCGAUUUGUGGAUACCAAGCUGUAAAAUCCACGUUUUGCUAUUGUUUUUGUUCUCUCAUGUCUUGACUUUUAAUGUGGAAACAGGGUAUAUAUAUUUGAACAAAAUGCAUGUCCCAGAAAUCUGAGCAGAUGUGUACAACUUGUUUUUCUUCAAAACAACUGGAAUUAUUUGUCCGAGCUGUCAGUGGGACUAAUUCGGGGGCACAUAGGUCCCUCCCAACUCCCCACGUGCAGGACGCAAAUUCCUCCAGUUGUUUUUAAAAGUUCAUAACCUACACAAAUGCUUUUUUUUACAUCUGGGCAUCAUUGUUGCACUUAGAGUUUACAUUUUGAUGGUUAAAGGUUAAAAAAAUAAUAAUGAAAUCUUAUUUUGAAGACGGAAGGCCUUCCAAUCAAAGCGUCUUUCACCAAUGCGUGUUCAAGGGAACAUUCAUAUAUAAAUAUUUAUUUGUUAUAGCCAGUCUAAAAGGACUUUCUGUUUUAUAUUAAUAUUAUUUAUCCUUCAUGUAUUUAUAUUGAGGAAAAAAAAUACUGUACUUUUUUAGUAUUUACCUGGUAUGAAAAAAACAAAACAAAAAUAACAUUGUGUUUCCUCUUGUCCCUUGUACUGAAGUUAUACUUUUUUAGUUCUUGUAUUUUAGAAGAAAAGACGUAGUUUUUAUGUUACUCUACUGGCCCUUGUACAUAAGUGUUUUGGCUUGUACAGGGAAAAAGGCGAGUGUUGGGACUCUGGUCCCGCCAGUGCAUAGUCUGAAAAUAGAGACAAAUAUUAGCUGGAGAACUGAACAAGUUUUUGGAGUUUUUUUUGCUCUUUGUAGCUCUUUUUUCUUUAAUUGUCGGGAGAGUUGUCUGUCAAACAAUUCUUUAAUAAAAUGUUAUGUUAUCCAGA